Messenger RNA from Erpetoichthys calabaricus (reedfish), 9911 nucleotides. RefSeq names its product cilia- and flagella-associated protein 47-like. Gene Ontology annotation, molecular function: protein binding. NCBI's taxonomy places the organism in Eukaryota, Metazoa, Chordata, Cladistia, Polypteriformes, Polypteridae. The record is from RefSeq and is a predicted model, not a curated record.
CACUCCUAGUGACUCUAGCGAUCGGGUAGUUGACAGACGCAAACAAACAGAAAACGACGUGGGAAUUUUACAAAAAAAAAAAAAAAAGAAAGUAUAUUGCAAUGGAGGCCGAUGUGUGGGGUGUUCGGAUUUCUCCUCCGUUUUUGGAAUUUUUGGACGUAAAAGUAGGGUACACUUACAGAGGCACCGUCACGGUGAAAAAUAUCAGCAAGACCAGCAAGAGGUUAAGGAUAAACGGACCUGUGUCUAAGCUUUUCAAGUUGUCAGUAGCAAAUCAAGAUAAGCCAAUUGCCCCUGGUCUCAUGUUAACUGCUGUUGUGGAAUAUAUUCCUGAAAAAGAUGAAGAUUUCCGAGACAGGUUGAUCCUUUUAGCUGAUGAAGAUGUUAUUGAGAUUCCUCUAUUAGCCAUGUGUCCUUCUUGUUACCUUGAGAUCGAAACAGAAGUUGACUUUGGUUUUGUGGUAGCAAAUAGUAGGUUGAUUAGCAAGGAAAUAGAAAUUUCUAAUCAUGGAUCUGCCCCAGGUGUCUUUAAAAUUUACAGUGUAAGCAACUUACCUGUGAAGAUUCAGCCCCCAAGUGGAAUAGUACAGCCAAAAACAACACAAAAAAUUAAAUUUGAGUUGACCACAGAUAAAGCGACAAACUUUGAAGAGUUCGUAAAAGUAAAACUGCAGGACAGUGAAGAUGCUGUAAUUAAAAUUAAAGCUGAUAUUGUUGAGCAAGUUCUAGAACUUCUAAACACAGCCAAUCAGAGAAUAGAAUGUGUUCGUUUUGGUCCUGCCUACUUUGGAACAUCCAAGCUGCAGCAGGCUGUACUUUACAACAACAGUCCUCAAGCCAUAAACUGGGUGGCUAUAUUACAAGAUGAUGCUGAAGGAGCAGAUGUGGGAAAUGACUGGGACAGCAGUACAGAUGCAACUUUACUUGAAAUGCGAAUUAGACAAAAACUGGAUGGCAUUGACAUAUCAAUGCUCAUAUCAUGCUUUCCAAAUCAAGGCUCACUUGGACCGUAUGAAAAAACCACAGUGAUCCUGCAUUUCAGUCCUAUUUAUAACAGUGUAAAUGAACCUAAAAAGCAAGAUUAUGCUUUGUUCAUGAAAUUUGAAAUUGUGGGCAGCAAAGAGAGCUUCAUUCAAGAAACAAGCAGGAAAUAUUUGUUGAAAAAAGAAAGAGGACACAACCACGUUGAAUUAGCUUUGACUGGCACGGGUCUUCCUGUAAUACUGAUGGCCACUCCAGCACCCCCUUAUGAUUUUAAGGAAUGCUACAUGGGUGAGCAAGUUGACAUUCAAUGCUCUCUUCAGAAUCAGUCACUUUUGCUUCCUGUCCUCUUCAGUUCCCGGAAAACUGCAAAUUUUAGUAUCUUUCCUUCAAAAGGCAAAAUUAAUCCUGGAAUGCAACAGGAUGUUGUGCUUUCGUUUGUCCCUCACCAAGCUGGAACUUUCAAAGUUAAUCAGCUUAUAGAUAUAUUUGGUCCAGUUGCAUUGCCAAGUAAUAAUUCAGUACAUCUGAAAUCAAGACCCUUCCAUCAGAUUAGUCUGAGUUUUACUGGAGUCUGCAAGCCAACAGCUAAACAAAUGGUUGCCAAGUUUAACCCUGGCAUAAAAUCAUCAUUCACUAAUGAAAGUGGACAAUUUUUUGAGGUGAAUUCUGAACAGCUGAGGAAUUAUAACAGUUCAGCUCGAAUGGCACUAUUAUGUGCAACAAAAACUGGAAUUCACACUCACAGAAGAAGUAAGAGUCUAGAAAAAAGCGUGCUAGUGGCAUUUCCUGAUGAUCGUGCAGCCAGUAUAAAACAAUCGUCUAGGAAUGAGUUGUACAGGACAAUUUUUACAAAGACAUUACGAUACAAUUAUGUGGAUCCUGAUUAUGCCUACACGGAAGAAGAAGAUGAGCAAAGGAAAGUACAUAGAGAGUAUUAUGCCCAGUUUCUUAAAAGUUUAAGAGAUCAGCGCCUCCUGAAGGAAAAAGACAGAGAAAUGGGUGAUGUAAAAGGAAAAGAUGACCUUGGUAUGAAAUCAGCUUCAGGAAUUUUUCCAAAGAAGCUCUUACUUGGUGACAUUGAAGUAAACCAGCAGGUGGAAGUUGUAAAAAGUACUCUGCUAACCACUCGGAGACUGGCAGCUAUAGAAUCCAGAUCAACAAGCAGACCAGUAACUGAUGGUCUUAAUGUUGUACCAACAACACCAGAAGAAACUGAAGACUGUAAAAUGACAUUGUCUGCUCAACAGCUGCAUCAAAUUAUAAUUGGGCCAUCUGUUGUAGACUUUGGUGAAGUGUGCAUACAUUCCAUUUCCUCAAAGCCUCUGAAUAUUGUCAAUAAUUUGCCUGUACAUAUUUGGGUACAAUUUGAAAUUGACUGUCUGGAGCUCCAGCAAACAAGUCCUUUGUCUCAUGUUGUUCCACCAAUGUCCAGAGCAUUUCUACCUAUCAUAUUUGAAACAAAUGAUUUAGGAAAGUUCCAACGGUCAGUGACUUAUACAAUAAAUAAGAAUCAUGUAGGUCAUGUUCUGGUGUUGGGGCAAGUGGUUCCAGUAACUUUGGAGUUGUCCACUCAAGAAUUGAUCCUGACACCAAACUCCUGCUUCCUGGCAGAAAGUGGUUUUAGAUCAACAAUCACUCUACGUAAUCCUCAAAAUCACCCGGCUGAGUUCACCUGGAAACCCAUAAUUACAGAAAAUGGGAUUGCAUUUUCUAUUCGACCUGCUACAGGAUCUGUGGAUGCCUACAGAGAAUUAGAAUGUGAAGUCGUUUGGCACCCAUCUUACUAUUCCCCAGUGGAUGGAGAGUUUGACCUUAUAGUUCAUGAGGGGAACACAGCCAGACUGAAAUGUCUUGCUAUGCUUGGUUCAACAAGUGUAGAAUUUGCUGAAAAGCACAUUGUAUUUGGCUCAAUUGCUCAGAAUCUUACUGCAAUCAAGACUGCCACUCUCCAAAACAAUGGACAAAACCAUGCCUACUUUCAGGUUUUUGAUCCUAACCCUCUGGCCGGAAUGACUAUCAUACCUUCUGAGGGAGUGGUACCAGUUGGAGGGAGCUUGGAUCUUGUACUAUGCUUUAUCCCAGAUGCCGUGAUGAAAUUUGACACAAGAGUAGAGGUCGCAACUGCAAAAUCUUCUGAGCUUCGGAUAGGUGGAUCAGUGGAGAUGCCCCAGGUUGAUAUUGAUGUGAAAAAUUUUAGAUUCCCUGGUGUGUAUUCUGGCUCAGUACAAGAGAUUCCCUCAUCCUUCAGAACAAAACCUGCUGUACGUGCUAGAGUGGAAUUUGAUUUUGACCACCCAGAAUUUGCCAUAAAGUUUGCAGACUGUAUAGGCACCUGUAAGGGUUCAAAUAUAUUUUUCUUGGAUAUGGAAGAAAAUGAAUCCUUGGAAUGUUCUUUAGUUUUCAGUCCCAGGGAGGUGGCAGCAUAUGAUUUUAGUCUUCCUGUCAAUUUAAACAGUGCAGUUGCUCCUUCUCCACCUCCAAGUUCUUUGCCAAAAACACCGUCUAUUAUUGAAAAACACCUUGUCACCCCUCGUCCCCAUACAAUAACAGUAACUACUCCUUCUCGCAGAAUUCAGGCAACUGUUUUACAACCACCACUUGAAGUGUCAAAGAUGGAACUGAAGUUUGAGGUCCCUGCAGAAUUUAGCAACACAGAAUUGUUUCCUGAAAGCAUAAACACUAAGACGUUUGAAAUGAAAAAUAUUUCUCACAAAGAAGUCAGUUGGAUGAUAGACCUGACCAAAGAAAAUUCUUAUUUUGAUGAAGGCAUUUUCAAAAUUUACCAACAAGCUGGCACUCUACAGCCAGAUGAGAAGAUCUCAAUAACUGUAUGCUUUUGUCCCAGAGAGUCAGGAAUAUAUAAUUUGAAUGCUCCACUUUUUAUAAAUGAUGACUAUGUACAUCCCUUCAGAAACAUCACAUUGUCUGGUGUCAUUAAAAUACCUAAAAUCAUCUUUGAUCCUCCAAGUGUGAUAGUAACACCAGUACCUCUGGAAACAGAAGUAGGAGCUAUGAUUAGCAUAAUUCCAUCAGAGUAUAUCAGAAAUUGCUUUGUUAAUGUGGAACUUCCGGAAAUUGAGCUUGAAGAUGGAACAAAUAUUAAACCUUUCACUCUAAAGUUUCUAUCUGGCCAACAAAUAAUAACAUUAUCGAAUGGAAAAAAUAAGAUUCUGACAUGUCAGAUUACCUUCAGAUCCUCACGUCCUGUUUCUGCUGUGUCAGAUAUUGUCUUCAUUGAUGAACAUCAACAGAGAUUUGUUCUAUCUGUUGUUGCAACAGCAGACAACUGUCUUUUGACUGCUUACCCCUAUCUGGCACUUCAUCUCUCUGAUCAACAGAUUGUUCUAAAAAGUGGCUGUCUAAAUGGUGUAAAUGGCAAACAGAACACCGGAGAAGCUAUUCUUCAUCCAUGCUACACCCCUGCUACUCACUCUCGAAGUACUUCUUCAAGUUCAACCUUUAUUGUCCUGAGCUCAACAUGUGAUGAAUCCUUUCCAGAAUCAGCUGAAGAAAAUCUAAAUGGAAGUGUUAAAAAGAGUGAUGAGACAGACCAACAAGGCUUCAAGAAUAUCUUUGGAUUUCCAACCUUUCCUAUGGAGAACACAGAGGAAGGACAUUUUUUUCGGAUGAUGCUGUAUGCAGUGCAGAAGUGGUUCAGUCUCUUUGGGUGGCCAAAAGGCCCUCGUCCUAUUUGUAUCCCAGAGUCCCUUCGAAGUGAUGUAUGCAAAAAUCAGUCAUCGGGUCCAUCAGUUCGAAAGUCUUCAUUUCGUUCAGGUCGAGGAAAAGAAUCUAACACUAUUUAUGACAUGCUGUUCCAUCUGAGUGGCCAAGUGUUACAAGGAAUUACUACAACACAAGCAUUGCCCACUGACCAUACAAAGCGAGUUCUUCAGCUUCACUGGCAGCACUCCAGCCUAAUCACCUUUCUAAAAGCGCACGGAGCCUGCCUUGCCUAUAUCAGGCCAGAAUUUCUUUUUGAACCAGAUGACUUUAAGCACUGGAAUUCCAUUCAGUCUCAGUUAGGUCAGCUGCAGAAUAAAAAAGCAAAUGGCAUGGACAAGCCUGGGGAUAUCAGUCUGACUGGAAUUGAUGACAUUUAUUUUGAAUCUUUGAGCAAACGUGCAUGGACAGAUGUGUUGCUUCAGAUAUACAAAGUUUUUGUACUUUCACAAAUACAAACGCAAGGCUCUAACACUUUAGCUGGACUGGAAAAUGUGGAAAACAUCCCAAAAAUCAACCCUGACCCUUUAUCCAGUAACAUAUACUCAACAUCUGAACGCAAACUUCUCACAUGGUUAAACUUACACUAUGAAAAAAUGAGAAACACUGUGUGGAAAAAAAUCAGCAAAGGCGAAGCACCGCCAGGAAGAUGGAUCAUAAACUUUGACCUUGACCUUCUAGAUGGUGUGGUACUUGCUACAGUUUUAGCAUCAUAUUGUCCAUUCCUUAUAUCAACUCACCUUGUGAACAUGUAUACCAAUCCUACCAGUUUAGAACAGUGUUUACACAAUGCUCUGUUACUAGUAAAAGCUUUUCGUGCCAUCAACCUUGAAAUAGAUGUUCAGGCAACGGACAUUUCAGAUCCUAACCCUGUAAUGAUGGUUAUGCUCUGUGUUUAUUUGUAUGAAAAACUGCCCCAGUAUGUUCCAAAGAAGACAAUUGAGUUUUCUGUAGGUUUGCAUUGUUCAGCUAUCAGACAGGUAUUGCUGAAAAACACAAGUUCAAAGGCUUUGGUGUAUACAGCAACAAUCAUUGGAAAGGAGUCUGCUGAUUUUGUUCCAAUGAAAGGAAACACUGUGACAAUCACACCAAGAGGACAGACAAAUGUAAGUGUGGAAUUCACCAGUCGCUUUUUACGACCAGUGGAAUCAAUACUUUUGCUUACAUCAAAGUUAUCAACAGGACCACAUGGUGGAACUCUGGUAUUUACAUUGAGAUCUAACAUCACAAGCAUUACAUCAAGUGGUGUCAUUAAAUGCUCUUCUCCAUGUUAUGAACUAAAUAAGUGCCACGUCACAAUCAUAAACCCUUUCAAAAAUUCUGGGGAAUUCAGGGUGAUCCUGCUGGAAUCAAAAAACAGCUUGGCCAAAGUUGGGCCUCAAGAAUUCUUGAGGAACUUGGAUUUAAAAUGCAGCCUUCCCAUGUCAGGAUCAGAAUUAUACAGCCGGGAUAUUGCCAGCUUAGAUAACAACCAAGACACCAGUCUUGGCACAAGUGGACAAGUAAAUCAACUGAAUGAAUUCUUCAGUCCUGUGGAAAGUGUGUUUUUGGAAUGUAGGGGAUCUGCAAAUAUUGAGGUUCACUACCUCCCAUUCCACUUAGGGAAACGCUAUUGCAGCAUUUUGUUCCUUAAUGAAAAGGUGGGAGAAUUUUUAUAUUCUGUGGAGGGAGAAUCUACUCUACCUUUACCUCAACCUCUAAUACCAGUGGAAAGUUCACAUGUCAUUCAUAUCAGUGGGGCUGGAAAAGGAAAAAAGAUUGAGAAACCUGUUCUCAUUUUUAAAUGUUUAAAUGACAGCUGCCUGGAAGAAAAGUUAAAAAUCCCUCUAGUGAAUGAAGCCAGAGAAAAAGCUCUCGCAGCUGUAGCCCAACAGCGUAUGUCAUUUGUUGAAUUUGAACGUCGAAAGAUUACAGGAACUUUACAAAGCAGCAGUGUUAGAGCUGCCAUGGCUGCUCUAGGACUUUCUGAAACAGAGACACGGCCUGUGCCAGCUACUCUGGAGAACAAAUACAGAAGCAUUGACUAUAAAGUUGAAGUUUCUAUGCCAGAACACUUUAAAUUUCCUAAAAAGAUAUCUAUUCCUGUGUCAACAACAAGUGCAAAUAGUUUAAAGUCAACACUUUUAGCAGUUAAAACAACAGAGGACAUAGUGGAAAUACCCCUAAUCUUUCACCCGAAGGCGCCUGGGCGAUACCCAUGUCAGAUAGUAUUGCAUUCUUCCAGAGAUGUCCGUGUACAUCUCAUUGAGUGUGUGGUAAAUUCAGAGGAAACAGAAGCAGAUCUGAUGUUUGUAACUCCUGCUCUUCAGACUGUCACACAGGAGAUCCCAAUUAGCAACAAAACCUUGCAAGAGUGGAAUAUUCAAGGCGUCAUUGAGGGCAAUGGAUUUUAUGGUCCUUCGGUUAUAAAUGUACGAGCUGGCGAAAAAGUUCAGUAUCCGCUGAUGUUCAAACCUAUGUGUGAAGGCAUUACUCUGGGCAAACUUACUCUGCAGAAUGAUACAGAUGGCACCAGACAAAUUUUUGGACUGAGAGGAGUUGGAAAAAAACCUCUGGCUUUUGAUCAUGCUGUGAUAGACUGUAGAGUGGGUCAGCUUGCACAGAAAGUCCUGAUGGUGCCAAAUUUUACACAGACUAGACUAAUAUGCAAGGUUGUCUCUGAUCUUGCAGUUGUGAGUGGAUUUCCCUUUCUGGAGCUAAAACCAGGACAAUCAACUUCCUACACAAUAAGUAUAGAUCCACGGAGACGGGGGAAGCAAACAGGUGUAAUUUCAUUUGUUGCUGAAGAUGGAGAGGACCAGCAGCCCCCUCACAACAAAGCUGUGAAUCAGACAGAUGGUAAACAGGCUAUUCAGAGGUUGGCAGGAGAAACAUUCAGUGCCCUCGAUGAUUCAAAAGAAGUCUCCCAUAUAUAUAAAGUUUGGUUUUCACUGGAAAUAAUUGCAGCGCCUCCUCCAUCAGUUCAGAUUAUAGCUGUGAAGUGCCCUAUUCAUACAAAGACAACGAUGGAUAUUCCCAUCUCAAAUCCAAGUAAUGAAACAAUGCACUUGGAUGUACUAUUGAGGGGGACUGGUCUUUCUGGAGACAGUUACCUCGUCCUUAAACCAAUGGAAAAAGUUUCUUAUUUGGUCUCAUACUUCUCAUCAUUUACUGGCAGAGCAACUGGAAGUGUCAUAUUUCAGUCUGACAAAGUGGCAGAAUUCUGGUAUGAGUUGGAUUUGACUACAGAGAAACCAUUGCCAACAAUUUUUCCACCACUACAAUGUGAACUAGGAAAAUGGACUCGUCACUUUAUCCCCUUAGUUAAUCCUACAGAUGAAACUUUGCAAUUGCAAGCAUUUAACAGCAAUCCAAAACAUUUUUCAGUGGAGCUGGGUCCGAAGAAAUCAUUGACAAUGGUACCACAUUCAUCAGCCAAUGUUCCAGUUCAUUUUUGUCCAUCGGCCCUUGGAAGAGCAAACCAUAAAACAAAUGUUUCAUUCAAGUGUCGACAGGUGGAAGAAUGGAAAUUCCUUUUGUCGGGCAUAGGUUUAGUACCUGGGACCAUGGAACCACUUAGCAUCAGCACAUCUAUAGGAUCACAUGCCUCUGUUAUUGUGCCCUUCAGAAAUCCUACUGAUCACAAUGUGGUAGUAGAUGUGGUACUAACAGAUAAAGAAGGAAGCAGUUCUGAUUUUCAAGAGACUAUCAGCAGUUCAGUUUUCAGUUUACCUCUGCAAGAAACAUAUGGAAUCCGUUUGACACCAAAAGGCAGACUCGACAUCCCAGUCAUAUUUGCUCCUAAUUCACUCCAGUUAAGUGAAAGUGCUGUUGUUAUUCAGAUAAAAAAAGAAAAUGGAGAUCCUUGGAGCUGCCCUCAGUUAAAUGAAUCUGAUCCUAAAGUUCAAAAUGCAAUUAUAUUUGGAACAGAAGGAAGUGUCAUAGGAAUUCAAUGGGUCUAUCCAAUUCAUGGUAUUCCGGAAGCCCCCCUCUCCAAGUCAUCCCCUGCUGUAAUUAAAUGUCAGGCCAGAGAAAGAAUAGAAGAACGCAUUGAAGUGUUGCUGACUGGGUCUGUUCCUGGAUCCUCCACUGAUUUAAAGACAAAAUUUGAAACAGACAAUGUCCAAAAUAUACACAUCCAAGAUAACAUACAAAAUGAGGUGCAGGUCACAGACGGAUCUGCCACUGCUGAAGAGUUCUACUAUGAGAUACAGUUUCAGUCUGAUGCAGACAAAGCUCAGUUGGAAGCCUCUGUUGCUCUUUGCCUUCAGAGAAAGGAACGCGACCCAAAUACUGGAAUUGUAACACUGGUCUUCAGCAUCAUAUUUGCUCCCUAUAAGCCUUACAGAUGUUCUGCAGUGCUUGCAGUCCAGUGCGCUACAGGAGGAAAAUGGAAGUUUCCAAUACAGUUGAUCGCUACAGAACCCAAAGUUGAUGAUGUUAUAACAAUUGAAGCUGCUGGAUUAAAUAAAACAUCGAUGGUGGGAUUUAGGCUGACAAGCCAAACGAGAAAUCCAGAGCCUUUCACUGCAUAUUUCAUGCCCGCCAGUGGACAAGAGUUUGAAGUAUCACCUCAAUCAGGAGAGCUGCUUCCUAUUGACACGGCUGGGACCCUCAUUACAGUUAGCUUUACUCCAAGCAUGUACAGCAAAAAGCACAGAGCAACACUGGUAAUACAGACGUCUGAUAUGCAGUGGAUGUAUGAGAUUCAUGGAGUGCAGCCUCGCUACGUACCACCCACUUCUCAGGCCUCAAAAACUGUGACAUCAGUGACCAUGAGAACCGCACCUGUAAAGCAACGCAACUUUAUUCGGGAAAACCUCGAGUUAACGACAACCUCGGUAUCCUCACCCAUCAAAGGCCGGCCGCUAGUCAGCCGAACUAAAUAAGUUGAUCGUAUGUACCCCUGAGCUCCUUUACACUCUUUGUGUACAUAGACAGCAUCCUUAUAUUUGAUUAUAAUUUAUUAUUUCGUAUAUUUGGUGCUUAAAAAUCACUGGAAAUGUGUUCUGUGUUCAUUUACUUUCUGGUAUAAACUGUAGGUAGCGAAUCCUUGUCUUUACACUUUUACUUGGGGACAUACAGAACAUGUAACAUAAUCCCAGCAAUCAGUAUUUUUAUAUUGGUAGAGUUUAUUUUUACAUAUACUAGCAUUAUGAAUCCUAUUAGUAGAAAAUCUAUUUCUGUUUUUCAGUUAUAUUUUGUAAUAUAUUUAAGUUCAAUUAAAA